Molecule: messenger RNA, 2790 nt
Organism: Yarrowia lipolytica CLIB122
Lineage: Eukaryota; Fungi; Ascomycota; Dipodascomycetes; Dipodascales
Biological process (GO): intracellular protein transport; clathrin-dependent endocytosis
Cellular component (GO): AP-2 adaptor complex; membrane coat
Molecular function (GO): clathrin-cargo adaptor activity
Source: RefSeq, a predicted model, not a curated record
AUGUCAGUCAUUCGCCAUAUUAACCCAGGAUUGACACAAUUCAUUGCGGAUCUGAGAAAUGCACGGGCUCGGGAAAUGGAAGAGAAACGAGUGAACCAGGAGCUGGCCAACAUCCGACAAAAGUUCACGGACCCCAAUCUCAGCGGCUACCAAAAGAAAAAGUACGUGGGCAAGCUGCUGUACAUUUACAUUUUGGGCUACAAGGUGGACUUUGGCCACCUGGAGUGUGUCAAGCUCAUCAACUCGACGAAAUUGAGCGAGAAACAAAUGGGAUACAUUGCGCUGUCGGUGCUCAUCAAUGAGGAUCACGAACUGGUGCAUAUGGUGAUCAACUCUGUGCAGAAAGACCUGGAUGGUAUGGACGAGAUGCACAACUGUCUGGCGCUUCAUCUGGUGGCUACGGUGGGUAGCGAGAUGAUGGGCAGCGAGCUAAACCACGACGUGUACAAACUGCUGAUUUCGCCUACCAGUUCGACCUUUGUGAGGAAGAAGGCUUCUUUGGCGCUGCUACGACUGUUCCGAAAGAACCCCAAUAUUGUGGAGCCCCAAUGGUACGACCGAAUCAUUGCUCUGAUUGACGAUCCGGACCUUGGAGUGGCUACCUCAGUCUGUUCUCUGGCUAUUGCUUUGGUUCAACACGACCCAGAGGCCUGUGCAACUUCCCAUAUCCGAGUAGUCAGACGACUCUACGACCUGUGUGUCAACAACCAGGCGCCCAGAGACUAUAUUUAUUACGGAGUCCAGUCGCCGUGGUUGCUAGUGAAGAUGCUCAAGCUCCUGCAAUAUUACCCUCCUCCGGAUGCUGCAAACGAGACUACCACCGACAUGCUGCGCCAGACUGUGCUCGAAACUGUGGAUAAGUGCUCCCAACCCGCCCAGAGCUCGCAACAAAGUAACGCCCAGCAUGCCGUCUUGUUUGAGGCUAUCAACCUGUGUAUUCAUAUGGACAUGGCUCCCGAUGCAAAGCUGCUGUCUAUCCUAGGCGAUUUUAUUUCGUCAAAGGAGACAAACUUAAGAUACCUGGCCCUCACAGCCCUGGCCCGUCUGGCUGCUCGAUACGAGGUCUCGUCGCAAAUGUCGGAAAACAGUGCACUUCCUGUCAAAAAGUUUCUCAUUACGGUGCUUGGAAACCUCAAGGACAAGGACAUUUCUAUCCGACGAAAGUCUCUGGAUGUGCUCUACUGUGUCUGUGACUCGUCCAACGUCAAGACUAUCGUCGCCGAGCUGCUUAGAUACCUUGUUACUGCUGACUUCGCCAUCAGAGAAGAAAUGGUCAUCAAGAUUGCCGUUCUGGUUGAAAAAUAUGCAACUGAAUACAAGUGGUAUGUGGACAUUUCGCUCAAGCUGAUUGCUGUUGCCGGGGCACACGUGUCCGAAGAAGUUUGGCAGCGAGUCGUUCAGAUUGUCGUCAACAACGAGUCUCUCCAGCAGUACGCCAGUCAGACUCUCAACACUUAUCUCGCGCAGCCCCAGUGUCAGGAAUGCAUGGUCAAGACCGGAGCAUACGUCUUGGGCGAGUAUGGAGACCUGCUAACAGAAGUCCAGCCCAUCCAGCUCUUCUACAACCUGCAUUCGCAUUUCAGACAGGUGUCUGCGCCCACCAAGGCUAUGUUGCUGUCUACCUACAUCAAGCUGGCUAACAUGUUCCCAGACAUCAAACCGCAUAUCUCACGAGUUCUCACGGCGUACACUUCCAGUGCGGACUCUGAGAUUCAACAACGAGCCAUUGAGUACGUGUCAAUCAUCCAGAAACCGGAGCUUCUGAAGACUAUCUGCGAUGAGAUGCCUCCAUUCGAAGGCCGAACGUCUGCUUUGCUUUCUAGAUUGCAUGCUCGAGAACUUACCUCUCAGGACCAGCGUUCCUGGGGUCUGGGCAAGUCUGGAAAGUCCGAGGUUGACGCCAUUCGGUCCAAGAGCAUCAUGCGAAAGAACAGCCAGAUUUCUUCGUCCAACAGAUCGGAUUCUGCGUCUCCCUUUGGUGACGAAAAUAACGUGACUACCGGAAACAAGACCACCCCCCCUCCCCCUCCUUCAAGAGGCGUUUCCCACUCCGGCCUGUCGCCCAACUGGGAUCUGGGCUUCUACGAUCUGUGCAUCAAGGACGAAGGCACCUUCUUCAAGGACCCUGUCAUGCAGGUGGGUCUCAAGUCCGAAUACAGAAAGAACCUGGGUUGUGUAAUUCUGUACUUUGUCAACAACUCGGGCACCAAGAUCUCAUCUCUGUCGUGUGAAAUCACAAACAAGGAGCCUGACAACCUGACGGUGUCCACCAAGAACUUCCCGGACUCGUCCAUCGAGCCCAACAAGCAGACCCAGCAGGUUAUUAUCCUCAACUGCCACAAACCCUUCACCUCGUCGCCCACCAUCAAGAUUACGUACAUGGCUGGAACCCUCAAGGUGCUGCAUCUCAAGCUGCCUAUUGUCAUUUCCAAGUUCAUGACCGCCAGCCAGGUGUCCACAGGUGACUUCCAGAACCGAUGGAACCAGCUGGCAGACAAGGAAAGUCGGCGUAUCUUCAAGCCCCAGGAUAUCUCCAAGUCUGCCAACCCUGCUCAUAACCUCAAGGUCAUGAAGGGCUUUGGAUGGUCCAUUGAUGCUCAGCAGAGCACUCGGGACGCCAUCUACGGCGCAGGAGUACUCUACACAUCUGUCAGUGGCAACUUUGGACUGCUGGGGUGUCUUCAAAAGCUGCAGGGCAAUCAGUUUAGCAUCACCAUUCGAGGCACCAAUGCGGUCUUGCCCGCCAUUGUGGGCAAGUGUAUGAGCGAUUAUUACCAGGACAUUAUGUAG